Messenger RNA from Cucurbita maxima (winter squash), 1054 nucleotides. Its product is annotated as aquaporin PIP1-3. The transcript is spliced from 5 exons. NCBI's taxonomy places the organism in Eukaryota, Viridiplantae, Streptophyta, Magnoliopsida, Cucurbitales, Cucurbitaceae. Gene Ontology annotation, biological process: response to water deprivation; transmembrane transport. The coding region runs from base 18 to 878 and encodes 286 amino acids. Gene Ontology annotation, cellular component: plasma membrane; vacuole; plasmodesma. The record is from RefSeq and is a predicted model, not a curated record. Gene Ontology annotation, molecular function: water channel activity.
AGAAGCAUCAAACAAAAAUGGAGGGCAAAGAAGAGGACGUCAAGCUCGGAGCCAACAAGUACUCAGAGAGACAACCCAUCGGCACAUCGGCGCAGACGGACAAGGACUACAAAGAACCCCCACCGGCGCCACUCUUCGAGCCCGGCGAGCUGUCCUCAUGGUCCUUCUACAGAGCCGGAAUCGCCGAGUUCGUAGCCACUUUCUUGUUCCUCUACAUCACCAUUUUGACGGUGAUGGGAGUCAGCCGAGCUCCAACCAAGUGCUCCACCGUCGGCAUUCAGGGCAUCGCUUGGGCCUUCGGCGGCAUGAUCUUUGCUCUUGUUUACUGCACCGCUGGCAUCUCCGGUGGACACAUUAAUCCGGCGGUGACGUUCGGGCUUUUCUUGGCGAGGAAGCUGUCGCUCACCAGAGCCAUAUUCUACAUCAUCAUGCAGUGUCUAGGUGCCAUCUGCGGUGCCGGCGUCGUGAAGGGCUUCGAGAAGUCCAUCUACGUGCAGAAGCUCGGCGGUGCCAACUUCGUGGCCUCUGGCUACACCAAGGGCAGUGGCCUUGGCGCUGAGAUCAUUGGCACCUUCGUUCUCGUCUACACUGUCUUCUCCGCCACCGAUGCCAAGAGAAAUGCCAGAGACUCUCACGUCCCUAUUUUGGCUCCUCUUCCCAUUGGGUUUGCUGUGUUUUUGGUUCAUUUGGCGACCAUUCCCAUCACCGGCACCGGCAUCAACCCAGCCCGGAGUCUGGGAGCUGCCAUCAUCUACAACAGGCAGCACGCUUGGGAUGACCAUUGGAUCUUCUGGGUGGGACCUUUCAUCGGAGCUGCUCUUGCUGCUAUUUACCACCAGAUCAUAAUCAGAGCCAUUCCAUUCAAGGCCAGAGCUUGAAGACUCUACUACUUCCACUGAAACAGAUAGGUCUAGUGGAAAUCGAAAUGUGUUCCUUUUCUAUUCGCUCUUUGUUUGCUUAUUUGGUCCUUCAGGACGACGACUGUCAUGGAUUUGUGUGUAAAUUAAGUUUUCUAUUAUGUGUUGUAAUGGAGAAUUGUUCCCUUUUGCAUCAA